Messenger RNA from Nasonia vitripennis (jewel wasp), 2672 nucleotides. It is a transcript of the gene Tpr2, whose product is annotated as dnaJ homolog subfamily C member 7. The record is from RefSeq and is a predicted model, not a curated record. The transcript is spliced from 11 exons. Gene Ontology annotation, molecular function: protein binding. The coding region runs from base 438 to 1910 and encodes 490 amino acids. NCBI's taxonomy places the organism in Eukaryota, Metazoa, Arthropoda, Insecta, Hymenoptera, Pteromalidae.
UCGUCGUUCCCGCGAAGCUCGAACAGGCGAGUUCGCUCCUCGCCUGCCUCCUGAUGGCUCCUCUUCCAAUUCCAACGCAGCCGCGUCGCGCGCAUCGUCGUCGCGAGUGUCGUUCGUGCAGUUCGCCAAACGUUUACGGAGACGGCCUGCAUCUCAGCAGUCGUGCGGCUCCGGAGGCAAACAUCCGACGACAAUCCUCCUCGACUCGACUCGACCUCCUCUCGCUCCUCCCACGGCUGCAUACGGCCGAAUUCGGAGAGAAAGGUACGAGCGAGUGUCCGUGCACGCGUCUCUUAUUCAGAGCUGACUCGCCGCUGCUCGCUCUCUUCUGAGCCAGCGCGACACCAACAGCCAGCACUACGGCGCAGCAGCCCUCCGCGUGCGCCACUCGCAGGAGGAAGCACAACAACAGCCUCGUCGAGAGCAACAUCCAAGCCAUGGCCGACGAGACUAUCAACGUCGACCCGGAGCCCGCUAGCGGACCCAGCGAACCCAAGAUCCCCAAGCCCGAGAUACUCGCCGAAUUGAAAAAAGAAGAGGCUAAUCAACUCUACUCUGCAAAACAGUAUAAGCAGGCUUUGUUAGGUUACAAUGAAGUCAUUGAAUUAUGUCCUGAUGUCGCCAGAUAUUACAGCAACCGGUGUGCUUGUUACAUGAUGUUAUCCCAGUACAGAGAUGCUCUCAAAGAUGCGAAAAAAUGCCUUGAACUUGAUCCUGGAUUCGUUAAGGCAUAUACUCGUCUAAUUAAGUGCUCUCUAAUGUUAGGAGACAUAGUUGAAACUGAGACUGCAAUAAGUAAACUAGAGCAAUUAGAACCUACGAAGCAAUCCAUUGCUGCUGAACUGAAUGAUCUUGCCAUUCUAAAGAGGUUUAUUAAAGAAGCUGAAGUAGCUUAUUCCAUCAAAGAUUAUCGCAAGGUGGUUUACUGCAUGGACCGUUGCGCCGAAGUGAGCCCGUUCUGUGCUCGUUUUAAGAUCACGAAAGCCGAAUGCCUAGCAUACUUGGGAAGAUACUCAGAAGCCGAAAUGGGCGCAAACGAUGUUCUGCACACCGACAAACAAAAUGCAGAUGCCAUCUAUGUACGAGGGACCUGUUUAUACUAUCAAGACAACAUUGACCAAGCAUUUAAACAUUUCCAGCAAGUACUGCGUCUCGCUCCCGACCACACAAAAGCCUUGGAUAUAUAUAAGAGAGCAAAAUUGUUGAAACAAAAGAAAGAAGAGGGAAACGUCGCUUUUAAAGCAGAACGCUAUCAAGAAGCGUAUAAUCUUUACACGGAAGCCUUGCUUGUUGAUCCUCAAAAUACAAAAGCAAAUGCAAAAUUACACUUCAACAAAGCAACAGUUGCUGCUAAGUUGAAAAAAUUAAAGGAAUCCGUAAGCGAGUGCAAUGAGGCAUUAAAAUUAGACGAUAAUUAUCUUAAAGCCAUUUUAAGAAGAGCAGCGUGCUAUAUGGAACUUCAAGACUAUGAAGAAGCCGUACGUGAUUACGAAAGAGCUUGCAAAAUGGAUAAAAGCAGAGAUAAUAAGCGGUUACUUCUUGAAGCCAAAAUGGCACUCAAAAAGUCUAAAAGAAAAGACUAUUACAAAAUUCUUGGGAUUGACAAGAAUGCUUCUACAGAGGAUAUUAAAAAGGCAUACAGAAAGAGGGCCAUGGUACAUCACCCUGAUCGUCAUGCGAAUGCUACUGAUGGCGAAAAGAAAGAACAGGAAAAGAAGUUUAAAGAAGUAGGAGAGGCAUACGGCAUUUUAUCGGAUCCCAAAAAGCGUUCGCGAUAUGACAGCGGUCAUGAUUUAGAAGAGUCUGAUUACAACUUUAAUGAUAUGGAUAUGGACAGCAGGUUCCAAGCAUUCUUUGACAGUCCAUUCGCAAGCGAUUGCGGCAGAGGUUUUAGAUUUGAAUUCGUCUGAUCUUCCAAUACAUUUGUAGACCAUGUCAGAAUGUAACUGUAUAUUAGCUUUCCCAUAACCUUCAUACCUUAGAUGAUAAACUUCUAAUGAAAAACUUGUGUUAACAAAAUAAUAUAACGUGAAAAUUUUUUGAUGCUUAUAAUAACUCGAAUUGCUAAAAAACACUGUCGAAAAAAACAAACUGGUUGCUUGCUUCCUCAUAGAUAAAUCACAUACUGAGUUAAUUCGCAAUACCACAUACACGUAAAUAUAGACCGUGGAGGUGUGAUAACAUAACACGAAUGUCCUUUGAAAUUGCAUAAUAUUGUGUUUAGUGAGUAUUAUGAAAUAAUGCUUUCGUAAGACUUAAAGAUUUAAGCUAAACAGAUUUUUUUACGUAUGAUUGAUAUUAAUCUUUAAAAAAAAGUAUUGUAAAUAUGAAUAUUUCUUUUCCUUUUAUAAUGCAUUCUCUAUAAGGAAGCAAAUGUAAAAUAUAUCAUUGUAUUCAUAAAUGUGAAGGAACGCAUAAUACGUUACAAUCACUAAAUGUAUAGACAAUUUAUAUAACCGCUGACACGCAAAGUUUAAAUUAUUAUAUACAGAGUAAGACUUCUCUCUAAAGCAUGUAAGCCGUUAGAUAAAUGCCCUUUUUACUUUAAAAACGAGCGUAUUAAAAACUUGAGUUUUUGGAGUUUGUUAGAUAGUAGCAUUCAUCAGUUUCAUGUUGAACACCUUUGACAUAACGAAAUAAAAUUUAUGGACCUUUUUCUCAAAAAAAAAAAA